CGCCCUUUCAGCAACCCAGCACCGCUGGGCAACUCCGGCUUUGCCGUGUCUACCUUCGUCUCUGCUCUCCACACCGGUGCCAUCGGCAUAGCCGCUGGCGCCCCUCCAAACAUCGUCACUGGUCUCGCUCUCUUCUACGGCGGCAUGGCACAGGUGCUGGCAGGCGCGUGGGCCUUUGCCUCGAACAACGGCUUUGGUGCAGUUGUCUUCACAUCCUACGGCUGCUACUGGAUGUCGUAUGCGGCAACACUCAUCCCCGGGUUCGGCAUUGCCGACACACUGAGCAGCAUGACAGCUGACAUGCGCGCCCAAUCCCUGGGCAUCUUCAAUCUUGUGUGGGUCCUGCAGACGUUCAUUUUCCUGCUUGGUUCCUCGCGCAGCAACUGGGGCACAUUCAUGCUUUUGCUGUUCCUCCUGGCGACAAACAUCCUGACGUGCGCCGGCAACUGGACGCAGAGCGAGAGCGUGCUGCAUGCCAGCGGCUACGUCGGCAUGCUGACCGCCAUUAUUGCCUGGUAUAAUGUCGCCGUUGAUAUGCUGACCAAGGAGACCUUUUACUUCCAGCUGCCC
This is a messenger RNA of Linderina pennispora, 570 nucleotides long. RefSeq lists its product as uncharacterized. Gene Ontology annotation, cellular component: plasma membrane. Gene Ontology annotation, molecular function: acetate transmembrane transporter activity. NCBI's taxonomy places the organism in Eukaryota, Fungi, Kickxellomycota, Kickxellomycetes, Kickxellales, Kickxellaceae. The transcript is spliced from 2 exons. The annotation marks the transcript as partial. The record is from RefSeq and is a predicted model, not a curated record.